CACCAGAUGGAAUAUCUAUAUGGCUACACUUCGUUGUUAGAGUUCUUUAAAUAUAAAUGAUUAGUCAGCAUGCAUGCAACAAUUGGCCAGAAUUUCUAAACUAUCUGUCAAAAGAGGAUAUUACAGUCUCACUUUGCGUUUUCGAUGAGUUAAGCAUAUUCUUUUCUAUCUAUUUCUACAGUCAAAUUGUUUUCCUUUACGUUGUGUAGCGAGUGAGCUUAUUCUCUCAAGAAUGUUCAUUAUAUCAGUGGCAUGCUUUCUCCUGUUGGUGUCUGAUGCAACAGAUGUUCUUCAUGUCAACACUACCGUUGGUGAAUUUACAGUACUCCCAUGUAUCCUGAUGCUCCCCGCUACCACUGGCUUAAAGCAGCUACGCUUUUACUGGCAAGACGACAGAGCGUACGUUUUGUACUCUUUUAAUGAAGGGAAGGAGAUGCCUGAGCAUGUAAAUGAACUCUAUCGAGACAGGAUCACAGCCUUCCCACAGGACAUGACAGGAGGAAAUAUUUCAGUCAAACUUCAAUACCCAACACUAGAAGAUAACCACAGGGUUUUUCACGCUUUUGCAGCAGUUUUUGCUAGCAGAGGGAUAAAGAGAUACAUUUUUGAACAUAGAGAAAUCUGCCAAAUGACCUUACACGUUGCAGUUCCCUACGAGAAUAUCAGCCUGACUGUAAAUGAAGAAACAAUGACUGCAGUCUGCACUAUACAAAGAGGAUUCCCCAAGCCUUUGGUAGAGUGGAGACUUCAGAGCCAUUCUGACAACACCCAACACCUUUUAGACCCGCAGGAUGUGAACAGCACAGCAGUGCAGGACCCUCAAGAUCAUCUCUACAGUCUCACAAGCACUAUAGUUAUCCCUGGAGGUCCAUAUCAAUCUGUGGCCUGCCUUGUCCACAACCCUACCCUAAAUGUGACUCUGAUCGCCACCCACAUAUUAAACAAAGGUGAAGCAGAGAGGAGCCGCCCCAGCUUAGCUGGAGCUCUGAUGGUGGCUGCUGCUGCUGUUCUCAUUUACUAAAUAUGUUAAAAGGCACUUAGAGCUCAUGGGGGCAAAAUCCUGGGAUGCACUACAUUGUCGCCCCUCCUCCCUUUCUACACUGGACCGUUGGAGCCCCUUUGUCCCUGGUUCCCAUGUCUCUGCUGGGAUUAAUCCCUGAACCACAGGUGUGAUAAUCCCAAACAGAAUGGCGCUGCUGAACACAGGGACUGACAGUGCUCAGGCCCCAGUCUGCUUUGAUCAGAGGGCCAACAGCUGUGUUCCUGUCCGUCCACAAACUGUGUGACGGAGGGACGAAACAAAGCACACUUGUUCUACUGAGGCUGAGGAUAUUGUUUGGUAGACAGACUGUAAUGUAGUGUGAAGUGUUAGAGGUGUUUGAAAACCCCCUUGACCACAGACAGUUCCCUGUUUCUAUGACAUGUGCGUCACCAAACCACAUUGACUUUCAACUUCAACUUUGCUGGUGCUUUAGUGUUCCUUUGACGACAUUGAUUUGUAUGUGUGUUGAUAUAAAAACUCCC
This is a messenger RNA of Sander lucioperca (pikeperch), 1524 nucleotides long. Its product is annotated as T-lymphocyte activation antigen CD80-like. The transcript is spliced from 5 exons. The coding region runs from base 233 to 1021 and encodes 262 amino acids. NCBI's taxonomy places the organism in Eukaryota, Metazoa, Chordata, Actinopteri, Perciformes, Percidae. The record is from RefSeq and is a predicted model, not a curated record.